UUAUUCUGUGGCAUCUGACUGACGUUACUUUACAUUCAAUUAGUUUUUUUAUUCUCAACUUUCUCAGUCGGUCCGGUUCGUGCGCGUUGUUGCGCAUGAGUUUAAUGCGUGUUGCUAAAUGUUUUAUUUGGAAAUAAGUUUAUGAUACGUGGCUUAAAAAUAGUGCGAUUAUAAGAUGUACUUUUCAAUACGUUUGCUAUUAUGCACAGUGUUUGUAUUUUGUUUAUUGGAUCCCAAUACAGAAGCUAAAAGGAGUUUUGGUGGGGGAAGUAGAUCUUCGUAUCCGAGCUCUCGUGGUUUGUCGGGCUCCCAUUCGUCUCAUCGCUACCCGUCAGGUGGAGGACAUUCGUACCCAUCAUCUGGAGGUUUAUCUGGUGGAGGACAUUCAUACCCUUCGUCUGGCGGUUUAUCUGGUGGAGGACAUUCAUACCCUUCGUCUGGCGGUUUAUCUGGUGGAAGUCAUUCUUAUCCAUCAUCUGGUACCAAACCUCAAAGUCAUGGUUAUCCGUCUUCUGGAGGUAUAGCGGGACAAAGAGGAGGAAGCCAUUCAUAUCCAGGGUCAGGUGGCUUAUCUGGAUCAGGGUCUAGACCACAAAGUCACUAUCCAAGUUCAGGAAACACGCAUACAAGUUACAAUAGCCAUACAACCGUCCACCAUCACUACAACUACGCUCCACCACAACAAAUAAGGUAUACUAGUUCGUCGGGUGUAAUGACUUAUCCUGUGUAUCAUAGUCCACCUCCAACCUACGUCUAUCAGUACAGGGAUUCAGGAAGUAGAUAUGGCACUUUGUUGGCUGGCCUGGCCCUAUUCAAUCUUGGAGCUCUAGCUGGCGUUGCAGGCAGUGCUGCUUAUGCUCAUAGUCACGGAAGCGGCGGUUCACAAUACAAACCUCAACCAGGCGAAGUAUGUAAAUUUGGAUUGAAAAAGAACAAUGGUGACUAUGAAGAAACUAGGAUUGAUUGUCAGAUAAUAACAAGUUUCAUAUUGAGCAGCUCAGGAGACAAUCAAAAUAGUCCAACAAAUAAUGCAAACAAUACGACGGUUACGACUACGACAGUAACGAAUGUUACUACUGUGAACAGCAAUAACCCCGCUGUAGUACCGCUCACACCAAUGGGAGGGGAUGUCAUGUUACCGAACGGUACAUUGGUACCUGUUAACAACACAUCAACUUCCUCGGUGACGGUGACGACGACCACCACCAAUACGACUACAAUAACUAACGCUUUGGACGUGAAAGGAGACCCAAUCCAAGUGACAUCUGGCAUGAAGUGCUACGUCAUACGGAUCACACCUGUCAACAAUAUGAAGAAAACAAUAGACUGCGGCGUUCUGCAAGCGUACGCAGAACAAUCAUUGAAACGCAAUUCAGCACUGCGAAAUAUUCCUAGUGUAACUGUGUUGGCCACUUUUAUUAUAGCUUUUAUUGUUUAUUGAAACUGUUAAUAUUCUUAGGUAUAUUAAGAAGGUGUAAAUAACCAGUGUUAAUGUACAUACAAUACAAAUAAAAUUAUACCAUAUACAAUACAUCUGUCAAUGACACAGUCCAUGUAACAUAGGUCAAUAAAAAAGGUAAGGUAAUACAGUAAUA
Molecule: messenger RNA, 1595 nt
Organism: Achroia grisella
Lineage: Eukaryota; Metazoa; Arthropoda; Insecta; Lepidoptera; Pyralidae
Exons: 1
Coding region: 176-1441 (421 amino acids)
Source: RefSeq, a predicted model, not a curated record